AGGAGGCUGGUCCUCUCUCGGAGCUCCUACUUGCAGCUCCCAGCAGCUUCCUGCUCACCGCCGCUGUCCUGACAAACGGCUCAUUCUCAUCACUGAUCAUGUGCCUUGCUCUCUGGCUGUACUACAGGAAGUUGAACUUGCUGCGUUUCUUCCCUCGCUCGUUUUGACAGCCUUGUUUCCUCCUCCUCCUCCUCCUCUCUCUCUCUUUUUUUUUUUUUUUUUUGCCGCGGCUCUCUUCUCUCUUUGGCCGGGUGUGAGAGAGUGAGAGAGCCGACAAGCUGGCUCUGUGAAGCUGCAGGAACCGGCGGUGUACACCCCCUGCUGCGCCCCCGGAUAGAGAGAGCAGGUCAUGGAAGCUCUGGCGGAGAAGAAGGCGCACUCGGCGUCGGACGAGCCGCAGCCUCUGCCUACUUUGAGCCCGGCCGUGCCACCCUACGUCACUUUGGGCCUGACGGUGGUCUACACCGUCUUCUACUCCCUCCUCUUCAUCUUCAUUUACAUCCAGCUCUGGCUGGUCCUGCGGUACCGACACAAGCGCUUCAGCUACCAGACUGUGUUCCUGUUCCUGUGCCUGCUGUGGUCGGCGCUGCGCACCGUGCUUUUCUCCUUCUACUUCAGGAACUUUGUCACAGCCAACACUCUCGGGCCCUUUCCCUUUUGGCUGCUCUACUGCUUCCCUGUCUGCCUGCAGUUCUUCACACUCAGUCUCAUGAACCUUUACUUUGCACAGGUUGUUUUUAAGGCAAAGUCGAAAUACGCACCGGAGCUUUUGAGGUACAGGCUGCCACUGUACCUCGUCUUCCUGCUCAUCAGCCUGGUGUUUUUAGUUGUCAAUUUGGUGUGUGCCCUGCUGGUGAGGAUGUCCUCCGCAGAAGCCCACACCAUCGUGCUAGUGAGGGUCACGAUCAACGACACGCUUUUCGUCCUGUGCGCCAUCUCGCUGGCAUUGUGUCUUUACAAGAUCGCCAAGAUGUCACUGGCCAACAUUUACCUGGAGUCCAAGGGGACGUCGGUGUGCCAGGUGACGGUUAUAGGAGCCAUCGUCAUCCUUCUGUACGCAUCCAGGGCCUGCUACAAUCUGGUGGUACUGGCACUCUCAAACAAGUGUAUUAACUCCUUUGACUAUGACUGGUACAACGUUUCAGACCAGGCAGAUCUACAGUCAACUCUGGGCGACACUGGCUACAUCGUCUUUGGAGUGAUCUUGUUUGUGUGGGAGCUGCUCCCCACGUCUCUUGUCGUUUUCUUCUUCAGAGUUCGACAGCCUAACCUGGACAGGAGCGGCACUGGGCUUCCUGGUCACGUGUUCUCCUCUAGGGCCUAUUUCUUCGACAACCCGCGGCGAUACGACAGUGACGAUGACCUAGCGUGGAGCGUCAUGCCUCAAAACAUCCAAGCCAGUCUGGCUGCCGACAGUUACGAAUGGGGAAGCCAAAGCAGUGGCAUCGGCGCCUACAUCGGAGGAGAGGACAGUUACAGCUUCACUCCUCCUCCAGAGGAGCUCAACCACUACUGACUGGAGUUCAUAAUGACUCCUGCUGACCUGUGGCAUUGUUUUGCAUUUGUAUAGUUUUGCACACUGACUAAAGGCACAUCAGGACCAAAGUGCCCUCGACUUCAAACAUCCAGUUUUCUAUUUUGUCUAAAGAACUAACAGACAUUUGUUGCCAGUAAAUAAAGACCCAGUAAAGGGACAUUAUUUUGCACACUCCUUGGACAGAGAUUGAUCUGCUCAUAAAAGUUUAUAUUGAAUACUACUUAAUAUAUUUCCUGACCUCUGUAAUAUGUACUGUAUUGCUGUUUUAUGUAACUGUCUAUGAAUACAUUUCCCUUUUUUCAUACAAUUUGUUUAUAUAGAAAAGA
Archocentrus centrarchus (flier cichlid) is the source of this 1863-nucleotide messenger RNA. It is a transcript of the gene gpr137ba, whose product is annotated as G protein-coupled receptor 137Ba. The transcript is spliced from 7 exons. NCBI's taxonomy places the organism in Eukaryota, Metazoa, Chordata, Actinopteri, Cichliformes, Cichlidae. The record is from RefSeq and is a predicted model, not a curated record. The coding region runs from base 350 to 1516 and encodes 388 amino acids. Gene Ontology annotation, cellular component: lysosomal membrane. Gene Ontology annotation, biological process: negative regulation of osteoclast differentiation; regulation of autophagy; negative regulation of bone resorption.